AUGAGUGACAAUAAUUUACCAUUCCUAGAGGAAGAUCUAGAGAGACAACCAUUAUUACCGCCACAUAUCAAUGCUACGGUUGGCGAAUCAACUCCUCACAUAGGAACCUCAAGCACACCAGAGGAGUCGAUAAUACCUACGGCGAAGGGCUCAAAAAAAAGUCGAUAUAGAUGGUAUAUCCCACUCUCAGCUAUCAUAUUUAUUAUAUUAUUGCUAAUUGUUGAAUCAAGAUCAUAUAUCUAUAAAAGAAUCCCCACGGAAGAUGAAAUAAGGGACAAUUUUGUUAGGAUGUCACAUGUCGAAGUCAAGAAGGUAAAAAUAGACGGUUGGACCAAAGAUAAUGGUAAGACGAUAAAUAAUGAUUCUGGGACUGCUUUACAAAUAUCUAAUAGUGUUGAAUUUUAUUUGAAUUACGAUAAGAUGGACUUAUCACAUGAUACUGAACAAGUGGAAUGGACCAUGGAAAAUAUAGUUAAACAUUUAUGUUUCGAUAUAAAUAAAUUAGAAAUCUUUAAUGAAAAUGAUAUUCUGACAAGGGUGCAUGUGAAAGAUCAUGUUCCAAUAUGUGUAGAUGUGAGAAAUGGAUCCGUAUCGCAUAUGGAAUUCACCCUCUUAGCGGAACCCAACGUGGAGAAUAUAUUGAAAGUUUUAAAAAGUAUCUGGCAUAAACGAUACGAUGAAAUAAAUAUUUGGUCACAAGUAGAUACUACCGUAAGCAGAAGGUGGAGCUCUUUUCUCAGCUCAAAGAUAUCAUUAACAAAUUUGAAAAUUAAUCUAAAUGAUUUUAUUAAUUGGGACAAAAUUAUGGAUCCCAUGGUCGAAAAUAUACAACAAAUAUUGGGGAAUAUUGAGAUACAGAGUUUAUCCAUGUCUGAUAGUUUUCGCGGGUUUCACAUAGAAGCCAAAUCAAAUGAAAUCAUGCUUCCGAAACGACCAGUAGAUUGGAUUGUGCUACCAUCUGACGUAGAAAUACCGAAACUUGAUUGGGAAAUAAAGCUACCCGAUUGUUAUGGAUAUUAUACAAUCGAUUUACCAAAUACAAAGUUUUCCACACGCCCCCUUAAUUUUACGAGAAGAAUGCAACCAUUCCUUGAAGGAGAAUUAUCUGGCUCAUUGCCUGAUGAGUUAUUAACACAUGUGUGCUCCUCGGAUGAACAAGAUACUGUGACACCAUUAACCUUACUGGUAAAUAAGUUUUUGAAUGAGAGUGAAAAAGUUACCGUAUAUGUGAAAGGAAGUCAUUCUGUAAAUCACAAUAAUUCACUGAUAUCUUCGCAUUAUUUAAAUGAAGCGUUGUCAAGCUUAUCAUACUUCGCUGUUAGUACGAUGACGACUUUCAAUAUUACUUCUCUGAUCAAAGAAUUCGAUAUUGAGGACAUGAAAUUGAAGUGGGAGACGGGGAAAUUUGGUGAGAGCAAACUAAAUAUUGUUGGAACUAUCAGUGGAUAUUUAGAUUUGUCCUUCUAUGAAACAGCUAGUGAAAAAUUAUCCGUUAACAAUAUCAAAGGUCUUCUUAGAUUAUAUCAUGACAAUAAACACUUCUUAACAAUACCAAUGCCGGCAUGGAUUAACGCAACUUCUGAGAUAAUUCAUGACCAUGAAAUGAAUAAUGGGGAUACUAUGAUGGAAAUUACUUUUGAUGUACAAAAUAAUGAUGUUAUCAUAGAAGAUAAGAUGGAAUUAACCAAAUGUUUCAACGAAAUAUUCUUCUUAGGUGAAACUAAUGUACAUUUCGAAAAUAAACUGGAUAUUGUAUUAGAAAGUUUGCUAGGAGAAAUUGUUUUAUUGGGUUUGGAAGGUGAAGGUGAUACCACUGUUCAUUAG
Molecule: messenger RNA, 1824 nt
Organism: Naumovozyma dairenensis CBS 421
Lineage: Eukaryota; Fungi; Ascomycota; Saccharomycetes; Saccharomycetales; Saccharomycetaceae
Gene: TAG1
Product: Tag1p
Exons: 1
Coding region: 1-1824 (607 amino acids)
Source: RefSeq, a predicted model, not a curated record